This is a messenger RNA of Oncorhynchus masou masou (cherry salmon), 3214 nucleotides long. RefSeq names its product thioredoxin-related transmembrane protein 2a (gene tmx2a). The record is from RefSeq and is a predicted model, not a curated record. NCBI's taxonomy places the organism in Eukaryota, Metazoa, Chordata, Actinopteri, Salmoniformes, Salmonidae.
CACUGUACUGGACUUAGGUUUGGGAAGAUAGAUGCUGGCCGGUACGGAGAGGUAGCUCAGAGGUACAAGGUUAGCACCUCCUCUCUGGCCAAGCAGCUCCCUUCAUUGGUGCUUUUCCAGUCAGGGCGGGAGGUCAUGAGGCGUCCAAUGGUGGACAAUAAGUUCUGGACUUUCAGCGAGGAAAACAUCAUACGUGACUUCAACCCGAACGAGCUCUUCGAGGCAUCGAAGAAGAUAAAGAAGGGUCGUGGUGUGAAAGGAGAGGACCAGAACCCCUCACUACCAGACGAGGGCAGCGAAGAGCGCCAACCUGAACCAGACACCCCAGCAGAGAGCAAGAAAGACCAGUAGUGGCGAAGGGACAACACAGACUGGAUUGUUCUACUGCACACAGUUCACUGCUCGUCACACAAUCGCUGUCAGUUAUCACUGGUUGUAUUACCAGACGACCAGGAUUCAAGUUAAUUCACGAGCUUGGGCUUGUGGAAAAGCUGCUGCACGCAAACCAAAAGGGACAGAAUGAGCUACACUACAUGGCCAAAAGUAUGUGGACACCCGCUCGUUGAAACAUCUCAAUCCUAAGUCAUGGGCAUUAAAAUUGGAGUUGGUCCCCCUUUGCUGCUAUCAAAUUAAAUGUUAUUUGUCACAUGCACCGAAUACAACAGGUGUAGACCUUACAGUGAAAUGCUUACUUACAAGCCCUUGACCAACAAGAAGUUAAGGAAAAACCUUAAGUUAAAAAAAGUAUAAAUAACACAAUUAAAACAGCAUCAGUAAAAUAGCAAUAGCGAGGCUAUAUACAAGGGGUACCAGUAGAGUCAAUGUGUGGGGGCACUGGUUAGUCAAGGUAAUAUGUACAGUGGCAAGAAAAAGUAUGUGAACCCUUUGGAAUUAUCUGGAUUUCUGCAUAAAUUGGUCAUAACAUUUGAUCCGAUCUUCAUCAAAGUCACAACAAUAGACAAACACAGUCUCUGCGGCAGCAGACGAGGGUUGACUAGGGUUAUAACAGCCUCCACUACUCUGCAUAGGCUUUCCACUUGAUGUUGGAACGUUGCUGCGGGGAGUUCCUUCCAUUCAGCCACAAGAGCAUUAGUGAGGUCGGGUACUGACGUUGGGCGAUUAGGCCUGGCUCGCAGUCGGCGUUCAAAUUCAUCCCAAAGGUGUUCGAUGGGGUUGAAGUAGGGCUGGGUGAUAUGGCCCAAAAGUAAUAUCUCCAUUUCUUUUGAGAGGUUUGGACAAUUCACGAUAUAUGUAUUAUAUAUCUCAAGUUCUUGUUUUUCUCUAAACAAAUUAAAAAAGGUCCAGACAUAAUUCUUAAUUUAAUUUUCUUAAUUAAAAUUAAUAUACAAGGCAUCAAGGCCUAUUUGUGCAAAACAAAUGAACACACCAACACAUCUAUUGUUUAGGAAUGUUUGACUACUAGCUGUUCGAUUAUAUAUUUAUAUAUACACAUUUUGAAUUAACAUUUGUUAAUUUAGUUAAUUUGUUGUUAUAAUUAAAACAGCCUGUGGUUAUUUGCUAUUGGAUUGGCAGAAUGACACAACUACUAACACAUUAGCCUACAGCUGGCCUGAACAUAACUUUUUUUGAAUGCACUUUAAUUCUACAAUGUCAGACUUACCGAUGGCGAGGUGAAGCCUGUGCCCAAAGCACUGCAGGCGGGUCCAGUUGUUUAAGCGCAAUGCUUUUUUCAUGUUGCUCCCGAUGUCAGUUGUCAUGCACACUUGUCUUAAUGCCAAAGAGUCUUUGAGACCCUGGGCUAUUACUUCACCCGUAUGAUGAUCGGGGAAGUAUGGAACUCUUACCCCGCUACACUUCUCUGGCGUGGUUACAAUUUGUGAAAGGUUGUGAUUGGUGGAUAACCUCUGUGCACGUGUUGUCACGCAAUUGGGACAUGAUUCGACAUUGGGCUGACAGAGAAGAGACAGUGAGAUGCUGCAUUUGUGAAACGUUACAACAUUAUAACAGAACCUCGAUUCUUGUAAUACAGGCAUUUUCCAUAUCAAGGCUAAAACAUAAACUCAAAUAUAUAGAAAAAACUAUAUAUCGCCCAGCCCUAGGUUGAAGUCAGGGCUCUAUGCAGGCCAGUCAAGUUCUUCCACACUGAUCUCGACAAACCAUUCCUGUAUGGAAGUCGCUUUGUGCACAGGGGCAUUGUCAUGCUGAAACAUGAAAGAAGCUUCCCCAAACUGUUGCCAUAAAGGACAGAAUCAUCUUGAAUGUCAUUGUAUGCUGUAGUGUUAAGAUUUCCUUUUCACUGGAACUAAGGGGCCUAGCCCGAACCAUGAAAAACAGCCCCAGACCAUUAUUCCUCCACCAAACUUUACAGUUGUCAGUAUGCAUUCAGGCAGGGAGCGUUCUCCUGGCAUCCCCAAACCCAGGUUCGUCCGUCCGACUGCCAGAUGGUGAAGCGUGAUUUAUCACUCCAGAGAACGCAUUUCCACUGCUCCAGAGUCCAAUUGUGCAUGGUGAGCUUAGGCUUGUGUGCAGCUGCUUGGCCAUAGAAACCCAUUUAUGAAGCUCCCAACGAACAGUUCUUGUGCUGACAUUGCUUCCAGAGGAAGUUUGGAACUCGGUAGUGAGUGGAGUGUUGCAACCGAGAACAGACGAUUUUUACACGCUUCAGCACUCGCCAGUACCGUUCUGUGGACUUGUGUGGCCUACCACUUGGCGGCUGAGCCGUUGUUGCUCCUAGAUGUUUCCACUUCACAAUAUCAGCACUUACAAUUGACCGGGGCAGCUCUCGCAGGACAGAAAUUCAACAAACUGACUUGUUGGAAAGGAGGCAUCCUAUGACAGUGCCACAUAAAAAGUCACUGAGCUCUUCAGUAAGGCCAUUCUAGUACCAAUGUUUGUCUACGGAGAUUGCAUGGUUGUGUGCUCGAUUUUAAACACCGCUCAGCAACGGGCAACUAGCCAAAUACACAAAUUUGAAGGGGUGUCCACAUACACCAUAUAUACAAAAGUAUCUCAAUGGAAACAUCUAACCUUCCCAAUUAUCAAUGCCUUAAAUUAUUGAAGCGAAAAUGCUUUACACCGCCUUCUCACCCAUUCAUCCAUAACAGUUUUACUGUGACUGCAGUGAGUUUGUUUUACUUUUACUUUCAUGUUCUGAUGCCUUUUGGGUCACAUUUCACACCAAAGUAUGGAGUCAAACUGACAGUUGGUAUAAUAUGUUCUGCCAAAAGUGAAAUAAAACUUUUAUCCUCCCAGA